Molecule: messenger RNA, 420 nt
Organism: Schistosoma margrebowiei
Lineage: Eukaryota; Metazoa; Platyhelminthes; Trematoda; Strigeidida; Schistosomatidae
Source: the annotation of a GenBank genome assembly
AUGCUUUCACUGCAACCAAUUUCAAUUCUAAGUGCUGGUGCCGAUGAAGAAAAGGCAGAAACCGCCCGACUUUCUUCCUUCAUUGGAGCCAUUGCUAUCGGUGAUCUUGUUAAGACUACUUUGGGUCCUAAAGGAAUGGACAAAAUCCUCCUCUCAUCCGGAGAAACUGUCGAAGUGACAAAUGAUGGUGCUACUAUUCUGAAGUCAAUCGGGGUAGAUAAUCCUGCAGCUAAGAUCCUUGUUGAAAUGAGUAAAGUUCAAGAUGAUGAGGUUGGUGAUGGUACAACUUCAGUAACUGUUCUAGCCGCAGAAUUAUUGCGUUUCCAGGCGUCACAAAAUGUAGAAGCUUCAAACUCCAAUUGUAAAUCUGUCAUCGCAACAUAUUUACAAAGUGCCAAAACUUACCCAAACGCUACGUAG